This is a messenger RNA of Mycotypha africana, 1594 nucleotides long. Its product is annotated as histidine phosphatase superfamily. Lineage: Eukaryota; Fungi; Mucoromycota; Mucoromycetes; Mucorales; Mycotyphaceae. The transcript is spliced from 7 exons. Gene Ontology annotation, biological process: dephosphorylation. The coding region runs from base 53 to 1285 and encodes 410 amino acids. Gene Ontology annotation, molecular function: phosphatase activity. The record is from RefSeq and is a predicted model, not a curated record.
CUUUCUGUUUCCUCAAAAAGCUUAAUAAAGGACAAGUAGUAUUGCCAUAUAAAUGUCAGCAAAAUUACCCGAGUUUAAGGAUGAACAAUAUCCACCUGAUUUAGAAUUAAAGCUUCUACAAGUAGUUCAUAGACAUGGUGAACGUUCACCCGUUAGAAGAAGACUGGAAGGAAUCAUUCCUCCUGUUUGGAAUUUAUGUGCAGCCAACAAGGCCAUGUUCUCAACGAUUGCUCAAUUUGAUAAGGACGAGAUAAAAGAUUUAGAAGCUGUCAAAACGAAGCGAUUAGUCGAAACUGCAGAAACCGAGAGUAAAUCUUCCAUGCCCAUCCAAUCUGAUUUAUGUUACUAUGGCCAAUUGACAAAUCUUGGUAGAUACAGAAUGACAAUUUUGGGUCAACGCAUGAGAGAAUUCUACAUUGACAAACUUCACUUUUUACCUGACUUGUACGAUGAAAAGGCUGUGUAUUUAAGGAGCAGUGAUUAUAUCCGUACGCAAGAAUCUGUUCAACAAUUAAUCACCGGUGGUCUUUAUCCUCACGGCAAAAGACCUGACAAUGUCACUUUGAAACUUCGUGUUCGUGAUCCUAGAGACGAUUUAAUGUUCCCGAAUCCAAACUGUCAGCGUUUACGUGCUCUAGCAAAGGAGUUUAACCAAAAGGUAUCAGAUAUGCUGCAGGAUAGAUUCAAGGUGUUGUCCAAACGAUUUAAAAACUAUGUAGACGAAGUAUCAUUGAAGAGUCACCCAUCUGCGAACGGUAUUUUGGAUACAUUGAUUGCAGCUAAAGCUCACGGGUUCAAAAUACCCGCCGAUAUCGACGACGAAGAAUUGUUAAGAGAUCUUGAGGAUACAGUGGUGAAGGAGUGGUUUUAUGGAAACAUGGUAUCAGAGGAAGUACGUAGAUUGAGUUUGGGUAGAUUAAUGGGCGUGAUCAGAGACCGUAUGAUCUAUAGAGCCACUCAAUCAAAGGAAGACGAUGAAAAUCUUAAAUUGGCAGUUUAUUCUGGACAUGACACGACUGUGGCACCAUUGUUAAUUAUUUUAAACGGAUUUGAUGAACGAUGGCCUCCUUUUGGUAGUGCAGUUCUGUUUGAAUUAUUCAAGCAAAAGGGAACAAAUGAUCAUUUUGUAAGAGUUAGAUAUAAUGAAAAAACCUUGGAAUUACCUGGUUGUCUUGCCAAGGGUAACCAUAAAGACGGUGAUAAGUCACUCUGUACUUUAGAAGCCUUUAAAAAUAUCGUCAAGAAUCAAAUCCCUGAAAACUGGGAAAAGGAAUGUUCAAACUAGCAAUAAAAAUUUUGAUCACAGGAAUAAACGGAUGUCAAUCACUGUAGAGUAUGAGCAUAGAUACUACUUUGUCAUUGCGUCAGUGUCGCAAAAAGAGAACGCUUGUCUCUCAGGCUUUACCCCUGUACUUUUGGUGAUGCAUUGCGUUGUGCCACAGCAAGUCUCAUACUCUAGAGGAUACUUCCUAAUGACCACCCUACUGAGAAGCCAGCAGAUGGAUAUCGUUUUAACAAUGGCUGUCCUUGAGCCUGAGAUUUAUCCUUGGCCCAUUGGGGUGGUUAAAGGCCACUCGCGGUCUUUGAAAAAAUG